Molecule: messenger RNA, 303 nt
Organism: Staurois parvus
Lineage: Eukaryota; Metazoa; Chordata; Amphibia; Anura; Ranidae
Source: the annotation of a GenBank genome assembly
CCUCCUCACUGGCCUACCUCAUCGCAGGCUAUCCCCUAUUCAGUCUCUCCGUUCUGUAUCUGCCACCCCUCUCUGCCAAUCCCUCCACUGGCCUCCACUCAGUGUUCUCCACCCCUCUCUGCCUAUCCCUCCACCACUCUGUCCUCCACCCUCUCUGCUAAUCCCUCCACUGGCCUCCACUCAGUGUCCUCCACCCCUCUCUGCCUAUCCCUUCACUGGCCUCCACCCCUCUCUGCUAAUCCCUCCACUGGCCUCCACUCAGUGUCCUCCACCCCUCUCUGUCAAUCCCUCCACUGGCUCCCA